Messenger RNA from Rotaria sordida, 1494 nucleotides. Lineage: Eukaryota; Metazoa; Rotifera; Eurotatoria; Philodinida; Philodinidae. The record is from the annotation of a GenBank genome assembly.
AUGCCAUUAGUUUAUCGUAUUAUCCAAUGUCGCAUUCUUUAUCCUUUUGUCGAACGAUGGCGUUCAAUCGAUUGUCGUCAAUCUCUGACGACAAUGUGCCUUUUUCUUCUUCUCUCAUUUUUUAGUUCCAUUAUUCUUCAUAUUCUAAUACGUUUUUUAUUUAUUAAAACUUCUCCAUCAUCAAUAUCAUCAUCAUCAUCAUCAUCACUUAGUUUACUUACGCCCAGGAAUAUUUUCUUUCCACCUGAUUUAACAUCUUUACAAUGUUCUUCACAACAAAAUCAUGAAUUACAAAAACAUUUUUCACAAGAAAAAUCUUUAAAUACAAAACGAAAAUAUAUGAAAGAUCAAUCAGAACAAGAAAAUAUUUCCAGUGACCUUCGACAAGAAGCCGAAACUGCACUUCAUUUAGCACUUCGUUUAAUAGCUGAAAAUAAAUUUGAAAAAGCCCGUAAAGUUUUUGAACAUGCUCUAACACUUGAUCCAUAUAAUUCGGAAAUUCUUGUUGAAUAUGGACAAUUUAUUGAAUAUCAUCAUAAUGAUUUAAUACGUGCUGAAAAUUUAUAUACACGUGCACUUGUUAAACAACCAACAAAUCCUCGUGCAUUAGAAUUAAAGAAACGUACAUUACCAUUAGUUGAAGAAAUUGAUCAAAAACAUUUUACUUUUAUUGAUAAUCUUCUUAAAGAGCUCUAUAGAAUACCUGAUACAAAUCCUUAUUUACGACGAGCUAAACGUGAUGCUUAUUAUUUACAUAUUUAUCAUUCAAAUGCUAUUGAAGGUAAUACAUUAAAUCUUCGUGAAACACGACAUAUUGUUGAAACACGUAUGGCUAUUGGAGGAAAAUCUCUUAUUGAACAACAAGAAGUACUUGGUCUUGAUUUAGCUUUACAAUAUGUUAAUUGUACAUUAGUUAAUCGUCUUGGUUCAAUAACAAGUGAAGAUAUAUUUGAAAUACAUCGUCGAGUUUUAGGUUUUGUUGAUCCAAUUGAAGCUGGUCAUUUACGUCAACAUCAAGUUUAUGUUGGAUCAUUUGUUCCACCUGCAGCUGAUGAAGUACCAAGUUAUCUUGAUGAUUUUCUUUUUUGGCUUAAUUCAUUAGAAGAUACUCGAGAUCUUCAUGCCAUUGAAUUAGCUGCUAUAGCACAUUAUAAAUUUGUUUAUAUUCAUCCAUUUAUUGAUGGUAAUGGUCGAACAGGACGUUUAUUAAUGAACUUAAUUUUAAUGAGAUCUGGCUUUCCACCAGUAAUUAUUAAAAAAUCUGAUCGUUUAGCUUAUUAUUCAUAUUUAGAUCAAGCUAAUGAUGGUGAUGUUCGACCAUUAAUACGUUUUAUUGCUAAAUGUACUGAAAGAACGUUAACUGAAUUUAUUCAUCAAUCACAACCAACAAGAAGUACAGGACAAGAAUUAAGUUUAGCUGAUGAUGAUGAUGAUGGUGGAGAUGAAAAUAAUGAUGGAAUAAAUUUAAUUGAAGAACGAAUUAUUGUUGUGUAG